AUGUAUUGUGCUCUGAACCUUGCUGUUGUGUGCUGUGAGGCACGCUCGGGCAAGCUCGGAACUUGGGACAUGACAAAGUUUCACUCUGUAAUCCUGGCUGUUCUGAAGAAUUCAGUGACCUAUGAUGAUGUGCAUGUGAACUUCACUCAAGAAGAAUGGGCUUUGCUGAAUCCUUCACAGAAGAGUCUCUACAAAGAUGUGAUGCUGGAGACCUACAGGAACCUCACUGCUACAGACUGCAAAUGGGAAGACCAUAAUAUUGAAGAGCAUUGUCAAAGUUCUAGAAGACAUGCAAGGACUUCCCAGCUAUGAAGCAAAGACAUGGCUGCACAGGACAUUGAGUGUGUAAUGGAUCGUGCGCACAAGCAUUGUUAAGCUCCACUUGUCCUAAUGCUACCAUUGAGAGAAA
Molecule: messenger RNA, 409 nt
Organism: Grammomys surdaster
Lineage: Eukaryota; Metazoa; Chordata; Mammalia; Rodentia; Muridae
Product: zinc finger protein 431-like
Exons: 1
Coding region: 1-312 (103 amino acids)
Biological process (GO): regulation of DNA-templated transcription
Source: RefSeq, a predicted model, not a curated record